Messenger RNA from Phalaenopsis equestris, 568 nucleotides. RefSeq lists its product as uncharacterized. NCBI's taxonomy places the organism in Eukaryota, Viridiplantae, Streptophyta, Magnoliopsida, Asparagales, Orchidaceae. The record is from RefSeq and is a predicted model, not a curated record.
UCAUGAAAAAAAAUGAAAGAAAGAAAGAAAAAAGAAACGCAUGUAGAAGAGAUGAGAAUCCCAAAUACAAGGAUGCAUCAAAUUCUUUCCGUAGAUGCGCUGAAUACUGCCCUGAAGAAAUCUCUCCAAAGAAUGAAGCUAUAGAAGGGAGUUCAGCUAAAGUUGAGAAGAAAAAGAGAAAUUCAUCCAAGGAAAAUGAAAGCAGAGAGCCCACAGACGUGCCACCUUUGCACGGUGAUUCAACUGAUCUAUACCAUGAAUGGGCUAAAUAUUGCUCGCAGACGAAGGUUGCUGAUCAGGAUGAAAUAGUUAAGCAAGCAAAGAAAGCUGGAAUUGGAGAAUCCACUAGGAGAAAUGGCAAAGGCGACUGUCUUCAAAACUAUCAUGGCUCAGCAAAUAUAGAAAAGAGAAAAACGAGGAACCUAAAAGGAUGAGGCAAGGAAGGCAUCUCGAUCCCAAGUGCGAAAAGGUAUCUGAUCCUUUUCAUAAAUGUUCUCACUACUGUUAAUUCCCAGGAGUGGUUGAAGCAGUGCAGUAGACUCUUCCAAGCACGCAUGAUUAACUUUUU